Messenger RNA from Penicillium chermesinum, 4014 nucleotides. RefSeq names its product HECT domain protein. The record is from RefSeq and is a predicted model, not a curated record. The coding region runs from base 1 to 4014 and encodes 1337 amino acids. NCBI's taxonomy places the organism in Eukaryota, Fungi, Ascomycota, Eurotiomycetes, Eurotiales, Aspergillaceae. The transcript has 3 exons. Gene Ontology annotation, molecular function: ubiquitin-protein transferase activity.
AUGACUAGGCUCCGUGGAGCUUCCUUCGACUCCCCUAACAUCUCACACCCCGGCGGCCCCGAACGGGCGAACUGUCGGUCCAAAGUUCCUCCAAACGCGCCCGAGGUCAUUCUCCAGAACACGAUUGACGUACCGGACGCUUCAAGAGUACUAUCUUGGGACCGGGAUGAACGCAGGCGGAAUUUCAACGUCCUAGUGCGAAAAUACAAGAACCAGCUUCUGUAUGGAUGUGACGAUCCAGGUUGCCGUACACCGACAUGUGCAAGUCGCCGACGGAGGAUCAGCGAGGGCCCAUAUCGCCGCUACACCGAGCUUAGCGCCCGUACCCUUGCAUGCUACCUCGCGAGUUUAGAUGACGCGGAGAGUGGGUUGUGCUGCAAUACUCCCAAAGUUCCUUCCGAAUCAGCAAUUCAGCAUUACCAUCGAAUCUCAUUACAACGAGCGCGUGCUAUUCAAGCCCAAGCAGAUGCUGCCGCAGUCGCCGCUGGCGGACAAAACAGCUCACUCUGUGAUUCUCCAAGUGACCCCAACAACGGGAACGACGCUCGAAAGGACAGCCUGUGUACAGGCUCAGCACCGGACAGGAAUGUUGCAGCUAUUUCCUCCUCCCCUCAGCCGAACAAUGCCGCCGCCUGUGAUUUUCACGACCUUGACUACGCUGCUGAGCAGCCACUGAAAGACCCGAAGUCAUUUACACAAAAUCUAUUCGACACGAUAUCUCUCAGGAUGGUGGAAUGGCUUCCAUUGCGCCGGACAGCGGAAUCUUAUCCACCAUCUCUCAAGAGAUCAAACUCCAGUCCCCAGGCGGAAUCUUCUCAGACCCUGAAAGAUCAAACGCCCCAGACCAGACUUGAACGGAGGUCCAACCCACUGCAUGCACAGACUAACUCGCCAAGCGCCGGGCAGCCGACAUCACGUAUUCCAGCAAUACGAACAUCGGGUACGACCUCCUCGGCUGUAGAACUCAAAAUUCAGAACCAGCACGUCAAGCGUGUUUCAGUUACAGAAGUAGACAACCGCAAACAGCCCUCGCUAUCGAGUCUGGACGAGAAGAAACGACCUGAAUACUCCAGCAGGAAGCUCUCAAUGAACUCAGUUCUUGCUCCAAGCGAGUAUACUAGCAUGCCUUCGCCCCCGGCAUUGAAACACCGAUCACAGAAGCACCGCGGGCGGAUCAGUGAACUUGAAAACUCUCGCCCACAAGGGCGGGCAAAAAAUCAACGCCGUGUCUCAUGGGAUAGCGAAAAGCUUCUCAACGAGACCUCUUUCGAUCAAAGCUCCAAUGAGGCCGGUCUACCUCCGCCAACGAGCGAAGUAGAUAAUGCAUCACCGAGGGACCGCAAAAUCAAGCGCGCAUCUCGCCAACAAUCUCCUGAAGCAGUUCCAUCGGUACAAACUAUAUCCCACCUGACACCUGAAAUAAUCGAUGCAUUUGCCCAAGUAAUGUUUGAAUCCCGAGAGGAUAGGGACACUUGGCAACAAGAACUUGAUCGGAUACAAUCAAUGGGGACAUUUGACAGCCCAGAAUGGACACUUGCUACUUCGUAUCAGCGCCAAUUAUUUCCGUUCAUCGCACAGAGCGUCUUUUUUGUUUUCAGUAGCGCUAGGCAUAUUUUACGCUCCUUUCGAACGAAGCAUGAACGGGCCCUCGGCGAUACUCUUGAUAUUCACAGUCUUCGAGACUCAUUGAGAACCCUUUUCGCCAUUUGUCCUUGGGAUAUUGCAUUGCAUAGCUUUUGGGGCGCCAUUGAUAAAUUGUUCUUACCGCCGAAUGAUUACCCUUCCUCUGCUAGACAUUCUCGUCGCUCCUCACGCAGCUCAACUAUGAAUGGCCAGGGACCACAGAUACAGGGACUGCGACGAAUUUCUGAAUCAGUCACCGACGAGCACCUCUCGGACGCUGAUGCUGCUUACAUUGCCACUGUGGCAUUGUUCGUCUUGAUUGGCUCUAUCCCCAGAGUCGACUCUUCAACCUGGCGUCGGAUUCUUCAAAUGCGAGCCGCUGGGGGUGUCGCAUCCUCCGCUGAGAUGCUGAAAUUGUCAUCUGAACAGGCGCAGCAGGCUGUGGAAGCCACUGAUAGAUUUGAACAUGAGCUAGCGCUUCGCUUGGUCAAUCGUCUUGUCCGGGCACUCACUGCCCGCCUUGCCUACCACGAGAUCAUCAAAGCACGUCAAGCUUAUAAUUUUGAUUUCUCUAAACAACGAAAGAUCAACGUCAUCGAUCGUAUUAUGGAUCAUUUGAGUGAGCACAACAAUCUCCAGACCGAUGCUGAAACCAUCGGUCCUGCGCCCCUUAUUGUUGAAUGGUUUCGAACCCUUUUUCUUCGGGAGUGGGAUGGAAAUCCUGAAAUGGCUCGUAGCAGUGCUACAGGCGGCGCAAUCCAAAUACUAGCCAUGAUGUACAAAGAGCGAGCUAGACUGGGUCUGGCUGCUGAAGACUUUGAGACCCCCCUUCUCUCUGAGCGGCUGGACCCUCUCGAGAUGCCUGUUGCAUGGAUGGGCGGCUUGUCGAACAACCGCACACUGCAUCUUCUAUCUUAUCCCUUUUUAUUCCCACCAUCCUUCCUCGUUAUUUACUUCCGAGCGUUGAACUACUCUGCGAUGUCUAAGUAUUACGAAGCAGCCACUACAACUACUAGACAUGUCACGCAAACCGCUUUUAGCCAUAUCAACGUCACCGAUGACUCCGCGCUCCUUGCACGCCUGAAGGUAUCCAUGUCAACCUACUUGGUUCUCGUGGUCCGGCGAGACAACGUUCUUACCGAUGCUCUCAAUCAGCUCUGGCGAAGGGAAAAGCGGGAGCUGAUGCGACCUCUCAAAGUUCAAAUGGGAAUGGAUGAAGGGGAAGAAGGACUAGAUCACGGCGGUGUCCAACAAGAGUUCUUCCGAGUGUUGAUGGGCGAGGCUCUUGAUCCAGUUUAUGGCAUGUUCACCAUGGACAGCCGACACCGAAUUUCCUGGUUCCGUCCUUGUGCUUUGGAGCCGCUGUACAAAUUCGAACUUCUUGGCCUCUUGAUGUCUAUCGCGGUAUACAACGGCCUUACCCUGCCAAUCAACUUCCCCCUGGCGUUCUAUCGGAAGCUUCUCGGGUUGAAGGUCAAACGCCUCGACCAUAUCAGAGACGGUUGGCCGGAGCUUACGCAAGGACUUGAGUCACUUCUGUCUUGGACUGAUGGCGAUGUUGGCGACAUCUUCAUGCGUACCUAUGAAUUCAGCUUCGAGAACUUUGGAGGCGUUGAAGCCAUUGACAUGCAAAAGGUCGACCGUGAUGCUGCCUGGCCACUUCCUGCAAAGAUCGCACCGGUUAGCACCCCCGAAGAUUCGACGGCAUGGGCGGAUGUGCCGCAUUACUUCAACCCGGCGACUGCGAGCUUGCCAUCGUCUAUGGCGGCAGAGGCAACUGAUGCCCCCUCUCCUUCUGUUUCGGGUGAAACAAUCAAGUCAGGCAUUGAACCUUUAUCUCCACAACUACCCAGUCCUCUUCCAGAGGAAGCAGCCUUGGUGACUAACGAGAAUCGAGACCAAUUUGUCAAGGACUACAUCUUUUGGCUCACGGAUAAGUCAAUCCGACCACAGUUCGAGGCAUUUUCCAGGGGCUUUCACACUUGUCUGGAUCGGUCUGCGUUGUCGGUGUUCACUCCAGAAGCACUCAAAGCAGUGGUCGAAGGUAUUCAGACGAUCGACAUCAAAGAAUUGGAGAAUCAUGCAAGGUAUGAAGGCGGCUUCAGUCCUGACCAUAGAGUCAUCCGCGAUUUCUGGAGCAUAGUGCGACAUUAUUCAGAGGAAAAGAAGGCACGACUUCUUGAGUUUGUCACUGCUAGUGACCGCGUCCCUGUUAAUGGCAUUUCCAGUAUUAUGUUUGUGAUCCAGAAGAAUGGCGUGGGAGAUUCGCGUCUUCCCACCAGUUUGACGUGUUUUGGCCGCCUCCUUCUGUCAGAGUACACCUCGAAGGAAGCUCUGGCCGAGAAACUGGAUAAGGCACUUGAAAAUGCACAAGGAUUUGGUGUUGCGUGA